AUGGCAUACCCUCAGCAACGAAUGCCUCCCCCACGAGGUCCGCCCUCCGCACCUGGCUCCCGAUCGCAGGCACCUGGAGGUUAUGGACAAGGAGGACCAUAUGGUUAUGAUGGUUAUGGAGGAGGCGGUCCUGAUGGCAGCGGCGGACCACGUCCAGGACAACCGAGAUCACGUCCUCCACCCUCUCGUGGAGGAUAUGGAGGACCUGGUGGCCCACCACCACCUGGAUCCUCAAGCCGAUCUCGAGGAGGAGGAGGAUAUGGGAGAGUACCUCCUCCAGGUGCAGGACGAGGACUGCCGCCUGGCAGCCGCGGACCACCACCGCGAGGUGCUCCUAUGGGCCGACCUCCACCUCAACGCAGACCACCCCCAGGCGAUCCUUACGGAUACUCGCCAAACGGUCCUCCAUCGCAACGUAGAGGAUCAGAUGAGCAGGGCUUGGCACGACAGAUGGGAGAUAUGAGUAUUGCUUCACCUCCAACUCGGCCACACACGUCAAAUUCUUCCCGCGCGCCUAGAGGACCGCCCAACGGCGACCCCUAUUAUUCAGAUCCGAGCCAACCGGAUAGCGAUUAUGGUUUUGCCCCUCCUCAGCGAUCAUAUACGAUGGGAAACGCACCUCCACCUAUCAAAAUACCCCAAAGGAGUAUGACCACACCGAACUCAAGCUCUCCUUACGCCCCUCCUUUACGAUCGCCGAAAUAUCCAGGCCAGAGUACAUAUGCAGAUCCUUCGACAGAAUAUACAGAACAAGAACCCGCUGCGGGCAAUCUGCUAGUACCCAAUUCGUCCCGUGGCGACGAGCUGAAAUACAAAACGUUUAGUACCUAUGUACAUCACAAUGUUUUUGCUGACUACUUUGCAGAACAAGAUGGGGAAGAGGGGGGGGAAGGAGCAGGAGCGGGUGCACAGACGAUCAAGGAAGAGGAUGAUGAGCUAGAUAUGCCGAACUUUGAUGCCAUGCCAGCAUCUGAGCCUGUGCACCGCCGCAACGAAAGCUUCGAGAAUUCCUUGUCGUCGGAGAAAAAGCCUGGUGGUUCAUACGCCCCCUACAAACCUACAACUGCAACGGAACAUACAAAUCAAUUCGCAGAUGCCGGCUUCCAAUUUGACUUGCCUGGCGAUCCUUCAGCUAAUGGCAUGCAUAACGGUUAUAAUGGCAAUUUCGACGGCUCGGAAAGGACACCAUCUAUGGGAUCAUAUAACGCAUACCCUACCGGUAGUUCAGAGUCUCAAAACCCGGACGCUCUUCCUGCUCAUCCAUUGCCAUAUCGCGCCGGCUUGGACCAAGCGCCUGGAGACCGACCCGCGCCAGUGCGACAAUAUGGCGGGCCACCUCCACAAGAUGAUGCGCCACAACCAGCACCAUCUGUGCCACCUCCAGGAGGCCCUACCGGCCGACCAACAUCUCCACCGGUCACACAGACGGAACUUGAAAGGCUACAGAUAAUCGUUCGACGCAACCCUGACGAUUACAAGACCGCACUCAAACUCGCGAAGAAGUACGUUGAAGCCUCAACGCUACUGAUUGGUGAUGAAAGCAAAGUCGACCCGAGGACUCGGGCUAGAAAUAAGGAUAAAUUCAUUCAUGAUGCGUAUAAAAUUGUGAAGAGAUUAGUCAAUGACUCCUUCCCGGACGCGAUGUUCUACAUGGCAGAUAGUUAUGGACAUGGUGGGUUAGGGUUGCAAGCUGAUCCAAAGGAGGCGUUCCAACUAUAUCAAUCAGCUGCCAAAGCGGGACACGCUGAAUCGGCUUAUCGAACGGCUGUGUGCUGUGAACUUGGUCAAGAAGAGGGAGGUGGAACCAGAAGGGAUGCUCUGAAAGCGGUACAAUGGUAUCGACGUGCAGCAGCACUUGGGAACACACCUGCAAUGUACAAAAUGGGAAUCAUUCUUCUGAAGGGAUUACUUGGACAACAAAAGAACCCCCGUGAAGCCGUGACGUGGCUCAAACGCGCAGCUGACGGAGCUGACGAAGAAAACCCGCACGCAUUACAUGAAUUGGGUCUCAUGUACGAGAGCACAGCUCCAUCGGAUUUCAUCAUUCGAGAUGAGGCCUAUGCUCGCGAGCUGUUCACACAAGCCGCUGAAUUAGGCUACAAAUUCUCACAAUACCGCCUGGGUGCGGCCUACGAGCAGGGACUAAUGGGGUUGCCGAUUGAUGCGCGCAUGAGCAUUAUAUGGUACACCCGCGCUGCGGCUCAAGGUGAACAUCAAUCUGAACUGGCACUGAGUGGAUGGUAUUUGACCGGCGCCGAUGGUAUUCUGCAACAAAGCGAUACCGAAGCCUACCUAUGGGCUCGCAAAGCUGCAGCCGCAGGAUUAGCAAAAGCUGAGUAUGCAAUGGGAUAUUUCACCGAAGUCGGAAUUGGCGUUCCGUCAAACUUGGAGGAUGCGCAGCGGUGGUAUUGGCGAGCUGCUUCGCAAAACUUCAACAAAGCCCGCGAACGCCUUGAAGAACUCAAAAAGGGAAGUGGCCGCAUGCAAAAGACGCGCGUGUCACGAUCAGCUGUUGCGCAACAACAGCAGCAGGGAGGUGAUUGUAUUGUUAUGUAG
Molecule: messenger RNA, 2556 nt
Organism: Talaromyces marneffei
Lineage: Eukaryota; Fungi; Ascomycota; Eurotiomycetes; Eurotiales; Trichocomaceae
Exons: 2
Coding region: 1-2556 (851 amino acids)
Molecular function (GO): protein binding
Source: RefSeq, a predicted model, not a curated record